CACUGUACUGAGCGCAGAGGAACUAACUUACAGGCAGUUAACAAGUGACCCGGAACAAAUACCAGGACUCAAAUCACACCGAAACACAGAACGAACUGAUCGCCUUGACAAGCCCUGGACUAUAAUUAAAACUUACAGUGGUCUACAAGGUACACGAUACGUGUGUUUGUAACGGGCAAAGGAACACAUGACGAAUUCGGUGUGUGAUACAAGUUUGUGGAACACAAUUUUAUCCUCAGGACACUAUGUGGACACUGGUCAUGUUUACUGUACUCAGUGAUAUAGUACCACUCGUGUGGGUUGUACGUUAAAUCAUGGCACAGCGCGUCAUCCAGAACGUGGAGAAUGACUACCUCAUGUGCAGCAUCUGUCUUGGUCGUUAUGACGACCCACGUCUGCUGCCCUGUGGACAUACCUUUUGUAAGGAGUGUCUAUCUGGGCACAUCCAACAGACGGUUAUCGACAGAAACUCCCGCCACUUCACUUGUCCCAUCGAUAGGAACAUGGUCUCGCGACCGGCAAAUCGUGCGCCGAAGGAUUGGGCGGGUCUUUUCCCACCCGACACAUUCUUAUCAAGUUUACUAACCACUGUUCUGCAGCAUGAAGGAGGACAAGCGAAUGACAGAUCAGCUUCUACAAAAAAGAGCAUACGACCUUCAGGUAACGACAGACAAUUUCGUCACUCAAACGUUUCUAACGAUAGACCAUUUCAUCACUCAAACGCUUCUAGCGAUAGAUCAUUUCAUUCAAACGUCUCUGACGACAGUUCAUUCCCCAUUAACCACGCCGGACCAUCAUUCGACACUGGAGCAUCAUUCGGACAAAGUCAUAGGGGUGGAGGUCUAAUAUGUAUAGACCAUCCGAGUAGAGAACUUGAAUUUUUCUGCCUUGGCUGUAACUCUCUUGUUUGUGCGUAUUGUGCAGUCCGGGGUCACACAGGUCAAAGGUGCGAGUGCAUUUCUAUUGAAGACGCGACUCAAAGACUGAGGCCACGCAUGGAGGCAUUGAGGAGAAGGCUUCGAGGGCAAAUGUCGAGGGUGGAACAAUUGAGUCGAGGGGAGGCGCCGGCUGAUGGCGUGCUUGACGCUAGCCGAACAAGGGCUAUGGGAAAACUGGACGAAAUAGAAAACAAUCUAAGUAGAUUCGCUCAGUCAUGUUUGGAAAGUGUGGAAGAACUCCGACAACAAACAAGAGAGGCUGGUCGGGGUUUGGUGACGGAAAAUGCACAACUCUCUCGCCUCUUUGACAGCAUACAGGAAACGAAACUAACUUUCGAAAAUGUAGUUAGUUCUAACUCUGGAACAGAUUUGUUAAACUGGUUAUCUAGAAUGGAAAAGCAAGCAGAUGAUUAUGAUACUGCGAUCUCCUCUUCUUCCCAUACCAACACGCCAUCCGUAGCGGAAUUUGUAGCACACACGGUCUUCAGUAACUUCUUAAGAAAUCCUCCACCUGUCGGGUCAGUAAGGGUCAAGCAGGACGCUGGUGGACAAUCACAACGCAACCAGGGAUGCAGACUGCAGUAAUAUGAACGUCUGGACAAGUUGCAACGAAGAAGGACAUUUCUUAUGUGCUGUGCUUAAAAUAUUGGUGAUAAAGUGAUGCAGCAAUAUUAAUGGAAAUUUGUUUCCAACAAUGAUUUGACCAAAGAGUCUGUAUACAACUAAUGUUAUCCAGUUUUACGCAGGUACUGAGCAGGCGUUUUCCUCUUGUGGGGAAAGUGCGUUCUGAAAAGUACAUAGAAUGUCGAGGAGUUAUACUUCAGCAACCGUCACAUAGACUUCUUGUGUGUGGCAGCAAUUAAUGAGACGCAACUAGAGACCAAGCUGAUGACAAUGUCUGUAGAUUAAUUGUAUUUCGAUGUUCAAUUUAUCUCGUCGUGUUUAUGUCAUGAGAAAUAAAGGGAAUCUUUGAUCGCCUCACCAAGUA
This is a messenger RNA of Pecten maximus, 1926 nucleotides long. RefSeq lists its product as uncharacterized. Lineage: Eukaryota; Metazoa; Mollusca; Bivalvia; Pectinida; Pectinidae. Bases 315 to 1523 code for a protein of 402 amino acids. The transcript has a single exon. The record is from RefSeq and is a predicted model, not a curated record. Gene Ontology annotation, molecular function: zinc ion binding.